AUGCCAUUUGAUUUCUCAUCUGACUGUGAGUGUUCUAACUGCCUGGAGAGUACUCAGAAUGAGCCUGACUGGAAUCCCUGUUUCAACAAGAGUAGUAAUGACUCUCUAUAUUUAAGAUCAAGAAAGAAGUCCAUGCUUUCUUCUGGUAUACGAUGCUUUCCUCCUCAGUGUUGUUCCACCAGGCCACAGAAUGACACCAAAGAGGACUCAGGAUUUCUUCCCUCAGAGGAAGAAAACUCUGUGGAGUCUUCUCAAAACAAUUACCUCAGUCUGAACCCUGAGGGCAUUUCAAGGAAAAUCAGGCCGUUGAGAGAGUUAACUGUCCAAGAAUUACUGAGGGAGUUUGGGGAUAGUGGGAAGUUCCAGCCAAACUCCACAUCUGUAGGCCGCUUUAGAGAUCAGGUGGUCAUGAAGUUCAGAAGAGCUCUGUAUUAUUCUGGAAUUUGGGUGACACAUGUCCAAGGCUACAGACAUGAAAAACACUUGUCAGCUAAUUAUUUCAAGAGAAAUCCUCAUUGUCUACACCGGCUGGUGCCCUGGCUGAAACGGGAACUAACAGCUGUUUAUGGAGAUUAUGGUUAUACAGUGAAGAAUAUCCUAGCCACCAUUCUCCAUCACAUGACACAAUAUGAUCUGGACAGUGAGUCCUUCAUUCACCUCUUGGAGCCUUAUCUCCAACAACACACCCACCAUUUUCUGCAUGAGUUUAUUAGUUUUGUUCAUUCACCUUAUAACAUGGAGACCUAUGACCAACGAGCCAUCUAUCAAUGUCCGUCUGUUUCACCAUGGGUUAAAAAGAAGUCCAUAGCAUCAGAUUCUGUUUUGCCUUUGUCUAAGGAUCAGGCUCUACUGGCAUCUCAACAUGAUACAGGGCAGUCUAGAAACACCCAGGGGCAAUGGAAAAAUGAACAGAAGCCUCUGUCAGGCUUGAAACAGUUUCCAAAUGGUAACUCGUCUUUGCAAAAAUCUGAAAUGCCACUACAACAUCAUAAAAUAGCAAGCAAAAUCCAUGCUUGGAUCAAAGACAAAUCAGAAUCAGGUGAUGAAAAAGGCACAACUUCUAACAAUAUAUUCUUGAAUUAUACUACUCCAAGGGAAAGGGGCCCAGGCUUACAGAAUUGCAAAAAAAAAGUUCAAGAGAGGAAAACAGAAGGGAUAAAGUUGCUUCCUGAUCAUGUCCAGGAUCUGGGAAAGAAUGAAACAACUGCACAUGCUUUCAGUCCCCCAGAAGUUUUUAGUCAGGGGCAGCCAUGUCAGCACAGUCUAAGAGAAGGAAGGAUUUUGAGCCCUGGCCAGCAGAUCAAUUUCAAGAAAAAAGGAGCAGACAAAAUUAAAUACUCAGAUUCUUCACCAAAGAUUUUUCAAAGACAACUACUCAGAGAAAGAUCCUUGUUAAGUUGCAAAUCCAGAAAGAGGGACCCUUCUUGGAGUUGCGUUUCAGAAACUGCCCUUUCUUCUGGGAGAAAUAGUAGGAAACUGAGCUCUUUCAGAAAAAAGAGACUGAAGAGCAAACAGUCCUCCCAAUUUGCAGAAGUUGGUUCACAUUUCAGUAGAAGAAUUCAAAGACAGUCAAGGUCCAGUUCUCACAGAUCCAAAUCUUGGUGUGUUGGGUUUACAAAGAGAUCGUUAAGCAGAGAGUCAAGUAAUCCCUCUCUGAGAGGAAGCCACAGAAGUGAACGCUUCAUCCAAAAUAUAUGCUGUGACCACUCAAAAGAGAAGGAUGUGCAUAGUUAUGAAUCAAACUGUGGGAGAGCAUCUUUGACUACAGUCCAGUACGUGAAACGGCCUUCAACUGCUGGGAAGAGACCCAAGUGUUCUUCUAAAAGUGAGAGUACUUCCCAAGCUGGAAGCCACUGUAGUAGCCUCACACGCCUACAGACUGAGAAACGUAGAUCCCCAAGUAAACACGAGAUGAGGCAAAAAACUACAUUUCCUAGAGCUGGCAAAACCAGAGCAGUUAGGCGCCGAAAAAACAAAUGCCAAUGUCUAGGUACAAAAACCACAAAGGAAGUCAGUGAUGAAGUCAGGGAUCCGAAUGAUGUAAGGCAGAAGAGUAGUCUUUCUGAGUGUGCACCUUCUGGCAGGAGGCAAAUCCAAAAGAAAAAGGAGAAUUCAGGCCUUCAGAAAUGUCACUGGGCCAAAAAUGAACAUAAAGGAGACAAAAUAUUAGAAACACAGGGGUGCAAAUUAUUUUGA
Messenger RNA from Nyctereutes procyonoides (raccoon dog), 2196 nucleotides. RefSeq names its product E3 ubiquitin-protein ligase Topors-like. Lineage: Eukaryota; Metazoa; Chordata; Mammalia; Carnivora; Canidae. Gene Ontology annotation, biological process: protein monoubiquitination; protein polyubiquitination. Gene Ontology annotation, molecular function: ubiquitin protein ligase activity. The record is from RefSeq and is a predicted model, not a curated record. The transcript has a single exon. The coding region runs from base 1 to 2196 and encodes 731 amino acids.